UCUGUGACUACGGAUACUAAUUUUAUAGUGUUCAUAUUAUGUUGAAAAAAAAAUAGUGACACCGACAAUUUUCGUUAAAAUUGAGAAACUCAUGGAGUCUGUGGAUAUGACAAACACAUUAAAAGAGAGGUUAAGUACUAUGACAUGUAAGUUAGCGGCAUUAGAGAAGUCGGUUGCCGAAGAAGCACACCGAAAACGUGCGAUUGAAGAAAAACGUCUUCAGGAAAUAGCAUCGUAUGUUUCAAAUUUAGAAAGCCAGUUAACAAAAGAAAUUAAAGAUCGUGUUGAAUCAUCGCGAGAUAUGCAACAAAUGUCUCGAGAAAACAUUGAAACAAAAGCAAAAGUUUUAAAUAAAAAAAUAACCAGUUUCAUCGAGUCUAAUUUAGUAAAUUUAAACGACGUAUCCAAGCGCACGGAAGAGUUCGAAGCUUACCUGGAGCGAGGAGAGUCUUAUUCUAACCCAUCCUCUUCGUUUUUUCUUAUUCAAACCAAAUUAGAGCAACUAAGAAAUGAAACCAGCAAAUUACGAGAAGAUUUUGAGAGUACCCUUCUUCCAGACGUUGAUGAUAGCUUAAAACGUUGCGUUCGAGAAUUACGAGACAUUAGGAGACGCUUAAAUACUACGGUUGAAAAAGAUAUAAGUAAUUUUCAGUCUCACUUACAAGAGUUAAGUCAAAAAUGUCUACAGGCGAAUCAGGAAGCUGAUGAAUCAAACAUGACGUACAAAAUAUAUAUUCCUCAAGAAAUAAGAGCUUUCAAAGAAGCAAUAAAAGAAGAGUCGACUAUACGAGAAGAAACAGACGACGCUAUGGUUAAAGCACUUAACGAAUACAACGUUGCAUUAAAAAAAGGGUUCUUAACAUUUCCCCCUUCAUGAGAAGCUUCCUUUCAUUGUACUUUAUCUAUUUAAUAAUUGUUUUAGGAAUGAUAAAUAAAGUCUCUGCUUGUUAUGAGCACAAGCUUUGUAAAAAUUAAUGAAACCGAGCUUCAUCAAAACGGCUUUUCCUCAGGUUAACUUGUCGGUACCCCUAGUGUUAAUUUUUUGAGUUUUUCAAUGUAAAAUAAAGUAGUAUUUUCAUUACUCUCAUUUUUUUUCUCUACUUUUUUGUCAUAAAAAAAAAUUGUAAAAGAGGUCGAAAAGAUUACACAUUAAAAAAAAAGAAGCAUCAUUUAGUUAGAAUAAAAGUGGGACAUGAAAAAUUUAACAGAACAGUGGAAAGUUAUUAAAGUUUG
This is a messenger RNA of Hylaeus volcanicus, 1233 nucleotides long. Its product is annotated as polyamine-modulated factor 1-binding protein 1-like. The coding region runs from base 92 to 877 and encodes 261 amino acids. NCBI's taxonomy places the organism in Eukaryota, Metazoa, Arthropoda, Insecta, Hymenoptera, Colletidae. The transcript is spliced from 8 exons. The record is from RefSeq and is a predicted model, not a curated record. Gene Ontology annotation, molecular function: structural constituent of cytoskeleton.